GGUCAAACAGGUUUCUUAAAUGUUUCCAACUUGGGUAUAGACGCAGUUGUUUAUAUAUAUUAAUUACAUUUCGAUUUCGUGACAAAGAUAGUUCGUCAUGUCCAAUGAGCACGACCAGGCUGUUUUGAACAGCAUCUUCAACCCUCUACUGCCAGUCGGUGAAGCUGCAUUUGAGUUUAAUCUUCCAGUUGAUGAUGAUGAGGAAAUUUCUGCAGAAAUUGAAGAAGCGAAGCGACUUGAACUGCAGGGUGUCCAAGCUGCAGAGGCUGGUAAAAUAGACGAAGCUAUUGCAAUUUUCACACAUGCCAUUGCUGUUGCGCCCGGGCAUGCCUCUGGAUACAACAAUAGAGCGCAGGCUCUUCGUCUUAAAGGGAAUAUGCCGGGGGCUUUGGUUGAUUUGAAUAAGGCAUUGAGCCUUACGGGUGGCAAAGGCAAGUCUGCGUGUCAAGCUUUUUGUCAGCGGGCGCAGAUUUUCAUGAAAGAGGGCCAUCAAGAUAUGGCAAAGAAGGAUUUGGAAGCUGCAGCAGCUCAAGGGAAUGCAUUUGCCAAAACACAGCUUGCCCAAAUGAAUCCAUAUGCGGCUCUGUGCAACAAGAUGCUGCAGGAAGCGUUUUUAAAAUUGCAGAGGGGCGAGCCAGAUUGCCAAACGAAAUCAUAAAAGUGGUGAUAUUGCACGCUUAAAUAUUUUCAAAUACUUAAGGGAAAUGGUAGAAUUUUUAAACACAUUUGAUAUUAUGCAUCGCAUUUUACUGUAUUUAAUAAAAUAUUUAGUCAAAUUCACAAAAUGAUUCCACUAAUUGCAUGUCAAGAGUGCCCAACACUUGAAGUGGCUGGAAAUGCAAAAGCAAAAUCAAGUUAUCAGAGAAUGCAAAUCAUAGGAAUUUCAUUGAUUGUGGACAAACUGUUGGAAGGGAAGUCGGGAGUGGUAACGUAAAUACACAACAAAUUGAAUCAAAUUAACUAGUAGCGGUAUGAGAAGUAUCGGAAAAGUUAUGCAACCCAAAAUUGCAUCUCAGAAUAGGAUAGUUUGAUGGCUAGCAGUUGAGCAAGAAGAAAUUUAAUAAAUACAAAAUGAAAGUUUUCAUGGAGAUUAGAAUGUUACGAAGUGACUUCUUCGUGCUCCACCAUUUCAAAGUCUUUUCCAGUCUGAGACUUUUGGCUGCUCUCAGAUUCGCUCGCACUGUUGUCAAUCUCCCCUUCAUUAGCACCAGUACUGAAACAAUUGUAAAAUUAUAAAAUAUCAACAGUUAUAUUUUGCAGCGCAGUAUAAAAAAAAUUCACCAAUCUUACUAAAUUAUUGGUCGGAAUGAUUUGUUCUGAAAUUAGUAUCCUUGAUAACACUCCCGAAAAAUAUUUAAAUAAACUUACUUUUCCUCUUCCACCAGCUUUGUUGUUUCUUCUUCCUCUUCAGCGUCAGAAUCUUUAGCUUUUUUCUUCUUCUUUGACUUGUCUCCAGAUUUUUUACCUUUGUACUCAUACUGAUUGUGAGAGGUAAGAAAAUUUAUAAUCUUUCCAAAUGGCACUCAAAAUUAUCAAACCUGGUAAAGAGGCCAAAAUGACGGUAAAAACCCAACAUCUUCUGUGAGAUUUGGCAGAAGCCACAAGUGAUGCUUGCCCAACGUCAAUGCCCACAAGAGACAGAAAACGAGAACUCGCAAAAUUGCCAGAGCGAUGAUGAAGAUCAAGAAACCAGCUGCAGCCACACUCAGAUAGUAAACACCUUUCCU
This is a messenger RNA of Neocloeon triangulifer, 1727 nucleotides long. RefSeq names its product tetratricopeptide repeat protein 36. The transcript is spliced from 4 exons. Gene Ontology annotation, molecular function: protein binding. NCBI's taxonomy places the organism in Eukaryota, Metazoa, Arthropoda, Insecta, Ephemeroptera, Baetidae. Bases 98 to 658 code for a protein of 186 amino acids. Gene Ontology annotation, biological process: cilium assembly. The record is from RefSeq and is a predicted model, not a curated record.